Molecule: messenger RNA, 2649 nt
Organism: Exophiala bonariae
Lineage: Eukaryota; Fungi; Ascomycota; Eurotiomycetes; Chaetothyriales; Herpotrichiellaceae
Exons: 5
Coding region: 1-2649 (882 amino acids)
Biological process (GO): regulation of transcription by RNA polymerase II; DNA-templated transcription
Cellular component (GO): chromatin
Molecular function (GO): DNA-binding transcription factor activity, RNA polymerase II-specific; RNA polymerase II cis-regulatory region sequence-specific DNA binding; zinc ion binding
Source: RefSeq, a predicted model, not a curated record
AUGCUUCGACAUCGUCAAAGAGACGAAGAAGCAGGCGGUGACGGCCUGGGUGUGAUUGAAAGCCGCAAGAAACUGUGGCGUGACGCGGAUGGCAAUAUUGUCAGCAAGCGACCAGCUGGAGGCGAUGAUCACCGACCUACUAUGAAAAGGAAAGCAUUUGACCAACCAAGCCAAUCUCAGCGGGAUGGGCUUCUGAACAGUUAUGAUUUUGAAAUCCCGCAAACAGAACCUCUUUCGCCCCCAAAGUCGAUGUUGGGAGCGGAAUCUAUGGAUGGCCCUUUGCCAAUGCCCGAGUUCUACAACGAUAAUGCAUUUGCUGAGUCUGCGAAUGGACCAGACACUAGCAUGUUCGACUUUCUCGCCAACUCAUCAUGGGGUAGCAAUACCACAUCUUCGUCCAUGUGUACUGGGGGAGGAAUGCCGUCUGAGGACAUGUUCAAUCCAGACACAGCAAGCUCUUUUAACAUGCCUUUCACUACGAUGAAUAACUACAACUGGCUUUUUGACCUUGGUGAAAUGGGUAAAGUCGCAGGAGAUCCGCAGCAGGACUUCAACUAUGCGUCAAACAUGAUGAUUAUACGCCAGGACCAGAUACGACCUCCCACUUACCAUCACGCUGAGAUGUCGAACGAGUAUGGCUACGUUGCUGAGAGCGCUGUUCCACACCCACAACAAAUACCAAGCGCUUCGGAUGCCCAAAAUGAGCAGAUUCGGACUGACCAGAUCCAUGCUUACCUAUCAAGUGCGUCACAACUUGAUAGACCAUCUAACACCAACAUUUCACAGACCUUUCCGAUCUCGCCAUCUUCACUAGCCUCAGGGCCAUUACUGACAGCAUCAAGAGCUGACUCGCAGCCUGCUUCAACCCCAGAGACAUCAGAUGAUCAUUCAUCAAACCAUUUCCCCAAGAAGCCACGGCAAGCACCAACCAUGACGGCAAUGCUGGAGGAAAAUAUUCCUCUGCCACAAGCCCGUAUGCCCAAGAUCGAUCAGGUAUCUCGCAAUGAGAUAUUGAAGCUGCUUGCGGUGGCGAGCCCCCGAACACCGGAAGGCACAGAAAUCGACUCUGAUCAUCCUGAUUUAACGCUUUCUGCCAUGCAGAACUACCUAGAUCUGUUCUUUUCUCGAUUCAACGUCGCAUAUCCAUUAUUACAUCAGCCAACUUUUGAUCCCUCGGAAACCCACACUCUACUUCUCCUUGCUGUACUGCUAUUAGGGGCCACUUACAGCAAGAAGGCUGUCCACCGGUUGGCGGUAUGUAUUCAUGAUGUCUUGCGGGGACAAAUAUUCCAGCACCCAUCCUUCUCUGCAGUUCCAGAGUUAUGGAUGCUGCAGACUAUUCUUUUAGUCGAAUGUUUCGGGAAAUCAAGAGCGGGACAGAAGCAGCAUGAUAUGGCUCAUCUAUUCCAUGGAUUAUUGAUCAAUCUCAUUCGGAGGAGCGACUGUCAAACUGUCCGCCCGCUAAAUAUUGGAGAGUCCUCUGGAGACCUCGAAGCGGAUUGGAAGAAGGCAAUAGAUUGUGAACUUCGGAAAAGACUUGCCUUCCUUUGCUUCCUUUGGGAUACACAACACGCAGUACUGUUCUCUCAAUCACUCUGCAUGUCUUCAUUUGAACUCCGCACCACGUUGCCAUGCAACCAAGCAGCAUGGGAAGCGAGAUCUGCGGAAGAGUGGUGGAAACACGCAAAGAAAGAACCCCAGAUUUCCUUCUUAGCAGUAUUGAAGUCAUACAUGAAUCCCGACUCUGGGUCGAAUAUCCCGGAGCUAAAUGCUCUGUCCCGGCUCCUCAUUCUACAUGGACUGAUGUCCAUUCAGUGGGACAUGAAACGCAGAGAUCAGACAUCUCUUGGCAUUGAGAGUUCACUUUCGAUGAAUCAAACCAAAUGGCAGGAUCGAUUAGCUCAUUCUUACGAUGCAUGGAAAGCCGACUUCGACACGUAUUGCAUGAAUAUGUCUCUCUCGCUGACGACACCGUCUCGAAAAGCCGAAUUUCUUCGGUUCAGCACGGCAACAGUCGCUAUCUACCAUGCAGCCCAUGUAACUCUCAACGUGGAGAUUCUGGACCUCCAAAUAUAUGCUGGUGCUCGCCAUAUUAUUGGAAGACCCGUCACCCGAGCAGAUUAUGAUCGAUCACGACGUAUUGUUAAAGAAUGGGCGCGGCCGGGUGGCUCUACCCCUGCAGCAAAGGCCGCAUGGCACGCAGCACAUCUCCUCCGGGAUGGAAUCAUGAAUCUCGAUAACUGGGACGUGAACAAUGCUUUUCACUAUCCCUGGUGUUUAUACAUUGCCACCCUCACAUGCUGGGCGUUCCACUUUGCAAAUUCCUCGAAUAUGACUCAGGACAGGAGCGUGUCGUCCAAUCAGCGGCACGCCGGAGCUGGUGAUCAUGAAAGAGACAAUGGUGAGAUAGACGACGGCAUUGUAUGGCACGCGAAGUCGGAGAUGAAUGCUCUGGUAAGUAGCAUGACCAGUGUGACACCCGAGAGUAUCUGGAGAGUCCUAGGUAAGUACAGCACUUCAGGACUGACAGCCGUUAUGGCCAAGCAUUUGAGCAAUGUUCGGUGGGCAGUGGUUCACGAAGGCAUGAAGGUGCUGAGGGGUCUAGUCCCCGAGCGCUCUAUUAAUGAGUAUGAGGCAUUUCUGAGAUAG